AGUUUCUGCUAGACGCGACCUGCGAAAAUCGAAAAUUUGCCACAACACAAUCGGGAAGGGAGACUGAAGUUUUUUUUUUCUUCCCCUCUACUAGAGGUAUCCCGGCAGGUAGAUAGAGGUAGGCAGGUACCUAAGGUAGGUCCUUAUGUACCCCUACCUAAUCUCAGGUAUCUCCUAGCCGUUGACAAUACUUUUCAUAUCUACCUUAUCGGUCUUAUCAGCUUCACGUUCUUCUUCCCACAGCGUCGAUCCUCCCCCUCACCCUUCCUUUCCUCCCUCUACCCGUCAUCUCACCACCCAUCCCAUCCUCUAACGCGCCGGCAAUAAUGUGGCGAGUGCCGAACCGGUCCUAUAUAUGUUGGAGAUGCGCUUCUCGGAGCGUCGCACCGGACCCCGUCGUUUCGGGGUCGGGUGCGAGGCUUCUGCCGAGAGCAACACAACCCCUCCAAAUACGGGCGCUAGCGACUGUGCGCGAUCGCGUAGCGAGGGGUGCCAAUUCAAACCAGAAGCAACAUGCGCAAAACCGCAAGGAGAAGCUCAAUAUCCGAGAGCGCCUGCGGAUAUGGGAUGAGGAGAACCAGGAUGAGGCGAAACUCAUCAUUUCUGAUUUCGCCGACAUGGGCGAGGUGUCCAACAGCUUCACUCGCCCCCAGAACCUAUCCAUGGGGCAGUUUGAAAUCACGCCACCGCUGUUUGACGGCGAUGAACUCAGCGACCUACGUUCCGACAGCGCCAAUCUAGGACCGGGCGAUAUGGUGGAGUUGAGCUCCGAAGGCUCGAGGCGACCGAUGCUGGCGAUAUAUCUUGGUCGCUUGAAUAGCUAUGCCCAUUUCUACACAAGCACUGGGAAAUGGUUCACCGGCCUAGGUGUCAGGUCGCUUUUUGUUGUCCGAAGAUUCAUCGAACCGGCCGAGCUCGAGCCCGUCAUCAAGGAAUUGCCGUCUUCCUCAGCGCCUCUAGCGGCCAUUAAUACCCUACACGACCUCGGCCACAAUCCGUCGAGGACGGCUGGAUCCCGUCUACUGCGUAAGAUGGUUGCUUUUGACCAAGAAGCCCAGUAUGUGUACCAGGCAAACGCCGCUACCUUGGACGUAUCUAGCAGCUUCAUCGGCGACCCGGUAAAGCACCGUUAUCUUACCCUGCACGAAAUUGCCGAAAUAUUGCUUCCAGCGUCUUACCAGAGGGAAGGAAAAUUUGAUCCACAUGCCCUAUAUGCGGUGCAUAGAGCUCUACUACAAGACGAGGUUUUUUUUAGACCACUUAGACACACUGGUCACAAGAGCUCAUAUCUCUUCGAGAUCAGCCCGUUGUCCGAAGUUCGCAUAAUAAAGAACGUGGAAAAAAUGAUCAGAGCGCAUCUAACAAGAAAACCAUAUUCCCGAAAGGGUGCACAGGAGGAGCCAUCUCCUCUGGAUGAAUUUGUCUACCGUGCUCGUAUGAGGAUCGACCAGAGUCGACAAUCGCGGCGGUGGACAAAUGCCGGCAUUAUUGGAUCGCCCAUUCGGCCGAAUUCGAUGCCACCAGCGGAGUCUCAUCAAUGGUCGGGUACAGAUUUGGAGGUAUUGAAAUUCAUCGAGCUGUGGGCUGGGUAUCGGAAAUUUCCAAGCUACUCGCGGCUCCAGUGCUUCGGCUCUACCCUAUUACGACUCGUCAAAAGGUACGAGGAGGCAGAAAAUCUCACGGCAUCCACCGGCUGGACCUUCUUGCAAGAAAUUGGUUGGAUACCCCCCUGGGAAAUCCCGGCGCGUUAUAGCAUACGCUUUCCAGACGUUGAGAUCCAGAGGGGAGGAGGCUAUAUCCGACCUUACGACGGUAAUUUAGAUGAACAUUUGCGGGAAGACAUAUUGUCGCCCAUGAGGAAAGUCUGGGACGGUAUCACCGCCUACUGCAUUGACGCCGAAACUACGACGGAUAUCGAUGAUGGGGUAUCGCUUGAGCGAACAUCUGACCCUCAUCAGUUUUGGAUUCACGUUCACGUAGCCGACCCGGCUUCCUCUGUCCUGCCCGAAACCGUGAUUGCGGGCUAUGCCGAGCUGAUCCCCCAGACGAUAUACUUGCCUGGCCACUUUGAGCGGAUGCUACCCGACACCUUUGGUCAGGACAAAUUUUCCCUGGCCCCGAAUCGGCGCUGCCUGACUUUUAGCGCAUUGGUGGACAAGGAUGGUGUGGUUCUGGACCGGAAGAUCACCCCUGGGAUUUUGAAGGAUGUCGUAUACAUCACAAGCGAGGAUGUCGCUACCGCGAUAGGAGAGACCCGAGCACUGCCUACUUAUCGAGGGCCGGAGCUAACUCUCGGUCGUAUUCCUGAGGCUCAACCAGCAGAAAGGCCGAUGAUGCGACAUGACAAUCUGAGCAGUGAUCAAAAGAAGGAACUUGCAUUGCUUUCGGAACUCGGAAACGCCCUUCAUGCUUUAAGGCUGAGUAGGGGGGCCACGCCUUACUACCCACCGCAACCCCAAGCUCAGGUUUACUUCGACGACGAGAUCAAGAGGAGAGAAGAGGACCAUUUCGGGUUUGGUAUUAGCCAUCCCUCUAUCCACCUCUCGUACACAUCCGACUCCGGUACAGAUUUAGUCGGAAACAUCAUGCGAUUGGCAGGCGAGGUCGCCGCCGAGUGGUGUCACGAACGUGGAAUACCAAUCCCGUACCGCACGCAGCCUCACGCCGCUCAGAAUAUUGCUGCCGUUCAGCAAUACAUACGCGACGUAUUCAACCCUCUUCUAAAUGCAGGGGCGCGGCCAGAUGAUAAUAUCUGGCGUCAGAUGUGGUCUCUCAUAGGUAAUGAUGAGUUAAGCACCACCCCCGGGCCACAUGUCACUAUGGGCGUCUCCAUGUACACUAAAGCUACUUCACCGCUACGUCGAUUUUCAGACCUGCUUGUACACUGGCAGGUCGAGGCCGCCCUUAUCGAAGAAAACCGCCGUGGCACGAGCCUUGUCGGAAACAAGGACGACACCUUCCUGCCAUUUACCCGGGCGCAACUCGAUCGUAUGCUACCUUUGAUCCGGGUACGUGAGAAGCAGGCACGCGCUCUCAUGAACGGUGACGGCAAAGAUCAGUGGAUUUUGCAGGCUCUUGCCCGGGCAUGGGAAUUCAAAGAGGCUAAAAUCCCCAAGACAUUCCAAUUUCACGUCACACACGUCAAUGGCCGGCGUUCGAUCCUCGGGCGACUCAACUGGUUCGAGCGGCCGGCCACCUUGCGCUCCGAAACACUGAACGAUAUCUUGAAGAUGGCACACGCGCGGAUCGGUGACGUGUACGAGGUUAAGAUAAAGAAUGUCAAUGUGCACGGGACUCAGAUUAUCGUAGAAGCCAUUAGGGUUAUCAAGAAGAUGGAGGUGGAUAUCUUCCCAGCAACCCCCAAGGGCGCUGGGGAGAAGAUGCUAGAAGUUUAGCGCGGUAAACCAUAGUCGGGAAUGUGUAUGAUGAAGGAUGUAACAUACUGUCACUACAAACAGACAAGACAAGAUUCUAAUGUACAUAGACACGCUGUAGCUAUGCGGAGACGGUGCCGGGGAGAUACAGAGUCUUCUCUCUAUUUCUCCUUCUCCUCCUUCUCCGUCUCUUCGUCCCUACCUACCCUCAUAUCCCACUAUCUAGUCCACCCCAGAGUAAAAUGACGGACCGCAUAGCGUAGCCAGGAGUCCCCCGCGCCGCUGCCCCCCUUCCCCU
Durotheca rogersii is the source of this 3672-nucleotide messenger RNA. RefSeq names its product RNB-domain-containing protein. Gene Ontology annotation, molecular function: 3'-5'-RNA exonuclease activity; RNA binding. The transcript is spliced from 3 exons. Gene Ontology annotation, cellular component: P-body; exosome (RNase complex). Gene Ontology annotation, biological process: mRNA catabolic process. NCBI's taxonomy places the organism in Eukaryota, Fungi, Ascomycota, Sordariomycetes, Xylariales, Xylariaceae. Bases 327 to 3395 code for a protein of 1022 amino acids. The record is from RefSeq and is a predicted model, not a curated record.